Molecule: messenger RNA, 1694 nt
Organism: Centropristis striata (black sea bass)
Lineage: Eukaryota; Metazoa; Chordata; Actinopteri; Perciformes; Serranidae
Gene: lhx4
Product: LIM homeobox 4
Exons: 6
Coding region: 1-1170 (389 amino acids)
Biological process (GO): neuron differentiation; regulation of transcription by RNA polymerase II
Cellular component (GO): nucleus
Molecular function (GO): DNA-binding transcription factor activity, RNA polymerase II-specific; RNA polymerase II transcription regulatory region sequence-specific DNA binding
Source: RefSeq, a predicted model, not a curated record
AUGAUGCAAAGUGCGGCGGUCCUACCGACAGAGAGUCCUGUAAAGAGUUUACCGGAGAUUCUCGGAGUGCCACUGCAACAGAUCCCUCAGUGUGCCGGCUGUAGUCAGCACAUCCUGGACAAGUUCAUCCUGAAGGUGCUGGACAGACACUGGCACUCCAAGUGCCUCAAGUGCGCCGACUGUCAGACUCCGCUGGCGGACAAAUGUUUCUCCCGGGCAGGAAGCGUCUACUGCAAGGAGGAUUUCUUCAAACGUUUUGGAACAAAGUGUGCAUCAUGCCAACAGGGGAUCCCUCCGACGCAGGUUGUGCGGAAAGCGCAGGACUUUGUGUAUCACCUGCACUGCUUCGCCUGUAUCAUGUGCAGCCGACAACUGGCCACCGGGGACGAGUUUUACCUCAUGGAGGAUGGGAGGCUGGUGUGCAAGGUGGAUUAUGAGACUGCAAAACAAAAUGAUGAUUCAGAGGCGGGGACCAAGCGACCGAGGACCACCAUCACGGCCAAGCAGCUAGAGACCCUCAAAAGUGCCUACAAAAACUCGCCGAAGCCGGCACGCCAUGUCAGAGAGCAGCUGUCCUCGGAGACAGGGCUGGACAUGAGAGUAGUGCAGGUGUGGUUCCAGAACAGGCGAGCGAAGGAAAAGCGUCUGAAGAAAGAUGCAGGUCGACAUCGCUGGACUCAAUUUUAUAAAAGUGUCAAACGCAGCAGAGGAGGAACUAAAGUGGAGAAGGAAAGCUCGGCCGAUGACGCAGGACUUAGUGACAGUGAACUGAGCUUCAGAGACGACCAGGUCCUGUCAGACCUCGGCCACACCAACGGGCUUUACGGGAGCGUCGGUGACGUGACCAACAGCGGGGUGCUGAACGGAGGCUUCUCUGUCGACGUGUCGGGACAACCCUAUCACGACAUUCGAGCAGGGAGCCCCUACGGUCUCCCUCAGUCACCCUCCUCUAUCACCUCUCUGCCCGGCCACACGCCUCUCCUUAACAACCUGGGCUUCAGCAUGGACAGUCUGGUGGCGCAGGGCGGGCCGGGCGGUGUGGGACAGGCUCUGAGGGCCAUGGCAGGGGGCCCGACCUCAGACCUCUCCACGGGCAGCAGUACAGGAUACCCCGACUUCCCCACCAGCCCCGCCUCAUGGCUGGAUGAGAUGGACCAUUCCCAGUUUUGAAUCUAGCAGAAGAUCGCUGUGGGGAUACGACAAAACACACAGACUCACAAGGCUUUUUACAUUUCUUUCUAUCACCCUCCAAGACUGGUAUAUUUUGUGAUUUGUGGGUGAAGAGAAGAAGAAAGAGAAGAAGUGUGUCUCUCAGUCCCUCAGCAGUUGUAACGGGCCGAACAAAAGCAGCGAAGAACACCUCUACACAGCUGAAUGUUCAAUCUCAACACUGUAUCAUACAAUUUUUUGAUAUCACCUGACAUUAUUUUGUUCUUUCACUCUGAGAAUGAGACUGGAUAUCGGUGGAUUAAUGCUCACAGGGGAGGUAAUAUCGCCCCCCCCAAAAAAUAUACCAUCCCUGUCUAACAGCUACAACAAUAGGGCUACAAUCUAGAUCAAAGUCCCUAUGAGACCCAGGAGGCACCUGCAUGCUUCUGAUACAUAAAGAGUAGGACUGCUGUCUGGCCAUAUCGAAGCCUUUUACAUUGGCAAUGCACUUUACUCUCCUCUUCUUUUUCUACACAUAUGGACAG